This is a messenger RNA of Manduca sexta (tobacco hornworm), 1859 nucleotides long. RefSeq names its product brahma-associated protein of 60 kDa (gene Bap60). The transcript has 7 exons. Lineage: Eukaryota; Metazoa; Arthropoda; Insecta; Lepidoptera; Sphingidae. The coding region runs from base 210 to 1823 and encodes 537 amino acids. Gene Ontology annotation, cellular component: nucleus; SWI/SNF complex. The record is from RefSeq and is a predicted model, not a curated record. Gene Ontology annotation, biological process: regulation of transcription by RNA polymerase II.
ACUAGACUAUAUAGUGUUGUCAUUUCAAAUUACCAACUGCGAACUGUCAAAUUAAUGUCAACUGUCAAUGUCAUAACGGGAAAAUAAGUGGCGUCGCCGCGCAUUCCUAUUCAAUGCGUACAAUAUUUUGUUGAAAUUAAAAUGAUUGUUUGAGUAGCUAGUAACGAAAAUACAGUGUUAACUUAAAGACAUUUGUGAGUGAGUCGAAUAUGGCACAGCGGUUUCCAGCAGGCGGGCCGUCACCAGCCCCGCCGCCAGGCGCUCUACAGCCACAGCAGCGUUACCCGGGCCCUCAGCAGCCCCCGGGCUCGCCCAUGCCUCCGCGCCCGUACCCUGGACCCAACUUCCCGGCUCGCAGUGGAUUCACGCCGCCACCGGCGGGUGCUGGCGGUGCGGGCGGCGGUGGCGCGGGCGCGGUGCCGGGGCGCGCGGCGCCGAGUGCGUACGGCGGCGGCGCGGGCGGCCCGGGCGCGCGCCCUGCCGCGCCGCCGCCCGCACCUCACGCGCCCCACGCGCCACACGCACCGCACGCGCCGCCGCCCAAGCGCACGGCGGAAGCACGCGGCGCGACGCCUCACAAGCCGCUGUACGCGGGCGAACCGUAUGCGCCGCCCGCCGGCAAGCGCAAGCGACGCCUCGCUGACAAAAUCCUGCCGCAGAAAGUGCGCGACUUGGUGCCUGAGUCGCAGGCCUACAUGGACCUGUUAGCAUUCGAGCGCAAGCUGGACGCCACUAUCAUGCGCAAACGACUCGACAUACAGGAGGCACUCAAGCGGCCCAUGAAACAGAAGAGAAAGUUGCGCAUAUUUAUCUCCAAUACUUUUUAUCCUGGACAAGGUGACAAAGCAGUUCCGUCGUGGGAACUUCGCGUAGAAGGCCGCUUGCUCGACGACUCCAAGAACGAUCCGAACAAGUCAUGUGACGAGUUGCAGGUGAAGCGGAAGUUCUCGUCGUUCUUCAAGUCGCUCGUCAUCGAACUGGACAAGGAUCUGUAUGGACCCGACACACACCUGGUGGAGUGGCAUCGAACCCUCACCACGCAGGAGACAGACGGGUUUCAGGUGAAGCGGCCGGGAUACAAGAACGUGCAGUGCACGAUUUUGCUGCUGCUGGACUACCAGCCGCUGCAGUUCAAGCUGGACCAGCGCCUGGCGCGGCUGCUGGGCGUGCACACGCAGACGCGGCCCGUCAUCGUCAACGCGCUGUGGCAGUACGUGAAGACGCACCGGCUGCAGGACCCGCACGAGCGCGAGUACAUCGCCUGCGACCGCUACCUCGAGCAGAUCUUCGGCGCGCCGCGCGUCAAGCUGGCCGAGGUGCCCGGCCGCCUCGGCGCGCUGCUGCACGCGCCCGACCCCAUCGUCAUCAACCACGUCAUCGCCGUCGAGCCGCCGCACGACGCCAAGCAGACCGCCUGCUACGACAUCGACGUCGAGGUCGACGACACGCUCAAGACGCAGAUGAACAACUUCCUGCUCAGCACCGCCAACCAGCAGGAGAUCCAGGGGCUCGACGCCAAGAUACACGAGACGGUCGACACCAUCAAUCAAUUGAAAACCAAUCGAGAGUUCUUCCUGAGCUUCAGCAAAGAUCCGCAACAGUUCAUCCAGAAGUGGCUAGUCAGUCAGUCACGCGACUUGAAGACGAUGAACGGCGGCGGCGGCAACCCCGAGGAGGAGCGGCGCGGCGCGUUCUACGCGCAGGCGUGGGCGGGCGAGGGCGUGGCGCGCUACAUGCACGCGCGGCUUCAGGCGCGGCGCCGCGACCUGGAGCUGGCGCUGCACCCCGCGCCGCAGCCCUUCCCGCACCUCGCGCGGCUCUGAACAAACAAUUAUAUGUAGUAAAACGUGUCGCUUCAC